AUGGACGCAGAUGUCGUCCAGGACCAGGCAGCGUUUGUCCUGUUGGACAUCGGGUCACUGGGCCGUUUCUCCAUCGUGAAGAAGUGCAUUCACAAAGCUACCCGCAAGGAUGUUGCUGUGAAAUUUGUCAGCAAGAAAAUGAAGAAGAAGGAGCAGGCCGCCCACGAGGCCGCGCUCCUGCAGCACCUGCAGCACCCGCAGUACAUCACUCUGCACGACACCUACGAGUCCCCCACGUCCUACAUCCUGAUUUUGGAACUGAUGGACGACGGCCGCCUCUUAGACUAUCUUAUGAACCAUGAUGAGCUGAUGGAGGAGAAGGUGGCCUUCUACAUCCGAGACAUCAUGGAGGCGCUGCAGUACCUACACAGCUGCAGGGUUGCCCAUUUGGACAUCAAGCCGGAAAACCUGCUCAUCGACCUCCGGAUCCCAGUGCCUCGCGUGAAGCUCAUUGACUUGGAGGAUGCCGUCCAGAUCUCGGGUCACUUCCACAUCCACCACCUCCUGGGGAACCCCGAGUUUGCUGCCCCCGAAGUCAUCCAAGGCAUCCCCGUGUCCCUCGGCACGGACAUCUGGAGCAUCGGGGUGCUGACGUACGUCAUGCUGAGCGGGGUCUCCCCCUUCCUGGACGAGAGCAAAGAGGAGACGUGCAUCAAUGUGUGCAAGGUGGACUUCAGCUUCCCCCACGAGUACUUCUGCGGCGUGAGCAAUGCGGCCAGAGACUUCAUCAACGUGAUCUUGCAGGAGGACUUCCGGCGGCGGCCCACGGCGGCCACCUGCCUGCAGCAUCCCUGGCUGCAGCCACACAACGGCAGCUACUCCAAAGUGCCCCUGGACACCUCCCGCCUGGCGGGCUUCCUGGAGCGCCGCAAGCACCAGAACGACGUGCGUCCCGUGCCCAACGUCAAGGGCUACGUCGUCAACCGAGUGAACCAGGGGACGUAGCUGUCGGCCCAGCCCGGAGGGUCCACAGCCACCUGCGGUGGGAGCCAAAGCGAGACGGAAGGUGUCUGUAAAUAGUUCUCGGUUGGUGCGUCUCUUCGGGCAGCCCUCCGCACGGAGAGAUGCACCCCUAAACCUUUCCACUGGCAAUGCAGGUUUGGAACAGCAGUCGAAAUCGCCCGAAUCCUGGGGGGCUUUCCGGAAGAGGGCGUGGAAGAAAAGAGA
Messenger RNA from Echinops telfairi (small Madagascar hedgehog), 1167 nucleotides. RefSeq names its product kalirin-like. The coding region runs from base 1 to 945 and encodes 314 amino acids. The record is from RefSeq and is a predicted model, not a curated record. NCBI's taxonomy places the organism in Eukaryota, Metazoa, Chordata, Mammalia, Afrosoricida, Tenrecidae. The transcript has 4 exons. Gene Ontology annotation, molecular function: ATP binding; protein serine/threonine kinase activity. Gene Ontology annotation, cellular component: nucleus. Gene Ontology annotation, biological process: positive regulation of apoptotic process; protein phosphorylation; intracellular signal transduction.